This is a messenger RNA of Macadamia integrifolia, 816 nucleotides long. Its product is annotated as protein CRABS CLAW-like. The record is from RefSeq and is a predicted model, not a curated record. Gene Ontology annotation, cellular component: nucleus. The transcript has 7 exons. Lineage: Eukaryota; Viridiplantae; Streptophyta; Magnoliopsida; Proteales; Proteaceae. Bases 70 to 636 code for a protein of 188 amino acids. Gene Ontology annotation, biological process: floral meristem determinacy; multicellular organism development; leaf development.
CCCACAUCGUCAUUCCCCUCUCUCUCUCUCUCUCUCUGUGAGUACUUUUGAGAAAGAAAACAGCUAGCCAUGGAUUUCACUCCUUCCUCUGAUCAUCUUUGCUACGUCCGCUGCAACUUUUGCAACACUGUUCUAGCUGUAAUUUACGUUGGGAUCCCAUGCAAAAGAUUGUUGGAUACUGUUACGGUGAAAUGUGGUCACUGUAGUAAUUUAUCCUUUCUAAGCACUAGGCCUCCACCACUGCAAGCUCAAUUCUUAGAUCGACAUUACCCAAUACCACUACACAGACAGAUGCAAGGCUUUCCUGGAGAUUACAGAAAGGGGCAAUCAGGCCAAUCUCUUAUGACCUCCCCCUCCUCCUCCACAUCCAACGAGCAACUGCCCCCUAAGGCACCCUUUGUGGUCAAACCUCCUGAGAAGAAACACAGACUUCCAUCUGCUUAUAAUCGAUUCAUGAAGGAGGAGAUACAACGCAUUAAAGCGGCCAGACCGGAGAUACCGCACCGAGAAGCUUUCAGCACCGCAGCCAAAAAUUGGGCUAGAUACGUUCCACCGAAUGGAUCAAUGGCUGACAAUAAUAAGAAUGAACGAAGAACUUCGGACCAUAUCAUGGAAAGCGUUGGUGCUGCCAAAUGAAUUGGAGAUCCCUUUCAGAACAUAAGUUAGCAGCAGGUUCUCUUUCAACUCUUUUCAAUGGCGUUAUGUAAUGCUAAGACCUAAUUAAGAGUGUUGUAUUCCUUAAUGAAUCUUUUUUUUGAUUGUCUUAAGCACUGAGAUAAAAUAGUACUUAAUCAAAGACAUUUAGAUACUCUCGAA